Molecule: messenger RNA, 1527 nt
Organism: Chelonus insularis
Lineage: Eukaryota; Metazoa; Arthropoda; Insecta; Hymenoptera; Braconidae
Product: leucine-rich repeat transmembrane protein FLRT2-like
Exons: 1
Cellular component (GO): plasma membrane
Source: RefSeq, a predicted model, not a curated record
UUUGAAGAACUUGGUAAUUUACAUAACUUAGUUAUUCAAAAUAAUUUACUCGUGGAAGUGGAAUACAACUUACUGAAUAAUGCAGCUGAAACAUUAGAAACAAUCGAGUUGGAUAAAUCCAUUGAGAAUAUACAAGUUUUGUAUAAUAUCACGAGAGGAAAGAAACUUUUAAAGGUUCAAUUAUUGUCUCUGCAAGGUAAUAAUAUUCCAAUUUUAUCAAAUGAAAUAUUAAAAGCAUUCCCUAAUGUUGUAUCACUCUAUAUGGAUUCAUCGAAGAUUCAGAGUAUUCAUGAGAAUACAUUCAAGUCAUGUCGACAGAUUAAGCAAAUCUUUAUCGAUAAUAAUAGACUCACAACUCUGACAGAAAGUACUUUUAAUUUUCUAUUGUACUUCAGUCCACAAUUUAAGAUUUCAAUGAUUGGAAAUCCUUGGAACUGUGAAUGUGACCUGAAAUGGAUCCAGGAUAUGCUUCUGAAAGAUCCACAAAUGAUGACAAAAAUUCCAAUUUGUAAAACUCCAAUCAAAAAUAGUGGUGAGUCUUUUUUGACUGCUGAAUUUUGUGAUUAUCAGCUUUCCACAACUCUUGAUGCAUCAACAAAGUUGCAAUCUACUUCAGAAAUUCCUAUUAGCUAUUCAACUGAAUCAUCGAUUGGAAUACUUUGCCAGAAUUCUCUCUCACUAUUACGAAAUGCUCAAAGAAAGUUAUUUUCCAUAUCAGAUUAUGAAUUUCCAUCAAAACAAUCAAUCUUUUUUAUUCAGCAAUUAAAAAAUGGAUCAAUUAUCGUUAAUUUAAGUAAAAAUGACUCUCAAGCAAUUUUAUGGUUCAAAACUUUUAAUAAUGAUAUUGGAGAGAUUAAUUGUUUGAAAAAUAUUAGUGGAACAAUUAUUCUGAAUAACCUUCAAGAUGAUUCAUUGUAUACUAUUUGUUUAUUAGAUAAAUCAAACUUUAAAGUUUCACCAUUUAAUUGCUUAGCUUUCAAGACUUUACCAGCAAAAAAUGCUCGGAUUUGGCUGUCAAAUGGUGAUAAAACAUUCGUUUUAUCGAUUUACACUGUUAUUGCUUUUUUAUUUUGUCUUUUGGGUGGAGGAAGCUGCUUUUACAUUAUAAAAAAGCAUCCAACGUUGUUGAAAGGUAGUAAAAGAGUAAUUCUGGUUAAGCGUGGGCAGGUAAAUGCCUUGGUUCUACCAAAAGGAAUUGAUGAUGAUUUUUUUAAGAGAGCAAAAAAAGAAAAGCCAGGAAAAUUAGAUGAUUUUAAAAUUCCUAGAGUCGAUUAUCUUACACCAGUUAUGAAGAGAAAUCGUUGGUCAAAUGUUUAUGAUUCAAUAGAUAAUAAAAGAUCAAAAAAUGUUGAAUUAAAUUCUAGGGAAAGUGUUACAGAGAAUAUCCCUCCUCCAUUACCACCUCAUCCUUUUCACGGUGUUAUACCUUCUGUUUCAUUGUUAAUGGAUCUAGAGCAUAAAAUACCAGGUGGAUCCAACGAAAUACAAGAUGACACGGAAAUUUAUUCUUGCAUCCAGCCAAAAUAG